Messenger RNA from Caenorhabditis sp. 36 PRJEB53466, 2962 nucleotides. The record is from the annotation of a GenBank genome assembly. Lineage: Eukaryota; Metazoa; Nematoda; Chromadorea; Rhabditida; Rhabditidae.
AUGGUGCAAUUACGCUCUGGAUUCGGCACUCACCAGGUGUUCAGUUGGAUUCUCAGCGCAUUUAUGGUCCCUGUCACAAUGUACACGUUUUAUCCGUUCCACACGCCCUAUUUCAUGAUUGGUGAGUCACUUUUUGAAGGAUUUUCAAUGUCUUUUAAUGCUAUUUGUGAAAAGUUGCCGGAAAAAAAAACCAGAGUGCACUACACUUUCUGACAAUUUCCAAGAACGUCUACAGCCUUCUGACGCACUUCCACCCACUUUAUUCUCGGCAAAAAGAAAACCGAUUAUUCGAUCAAUUUCAUUUCCCCCCCACCGCCGAAAAAGGAGUUUUCCCAAUAAUUUAUCAGUGUCCAGAAUAGAAUUAAAGCACCAUUUUUGAACUUUAAAGAGAUGAGAAAAACGCGUAAUCCGUUAGUCAUAAAAAGGAUGAAAAAGCACGGAUUUAUGCAGACUUUUGAACCGAGAUUAUCGCCCGUCGCUCCGAUUUUCGAGACGAUUCCCCUCAUUUUCAGUGCUCGUAGUUCUCAUAUUUCUCGGCGCCGCCCACUCAUUUGAUCAGUAUUCCAUUGAGAAAAUGAUAAUAACAACAAUAAUGAGAAGGCUGUAAACACACUUGAUGCCUUCCCGGAAAACGCUUUUCAAGCGAUUUUCCGGGCUCAAACCGAUGAUAUCACUUGAUAUUUUCCCUUCCGGAAAAGUCCGAAAAAUCAGUGGAAAACUCGGCCCUUAAUUAUGCUUUUUCGGCGGGUAAACAACAAUUUUGGUUUCGCCGUUUCGCACAUGCUCAUUAGCCGAAAAGCGGAAGAAAAACGUGCCGAUUUCGAGAAGAAAAAAGUUUUUGUUUUCGAAAACUCGGUGUUAGUCAUCUGUAAACAUUUAAUUGGGACUCUCAACUUGAGCGAAUGUUCGUAAAAUGUGAUGCAAAGUCCGCAAUGUCGUCAAAUUCAGUGUUUACCGUGUUUUUUUCGGCUAAAAGGCACACGUUUCUGCAAAUUGUCAUAAAAUUCAGUGUAAUGCAGACAAAUGAGAAUAUAGUAGGCGCUGGGCGUGAAAAAUGCGAGAAAUUUGCAAAUUGUCGUAAAAUUUGAGGUUUCUUGAGUGUUUUUAGUGUAAAUCUUUGUAUUUCUCCCUGAAAUCUAUUUUCGGAAGCGAAAAAUUCAAUCAAAAACCGCUCGGAAAACAUGAAAAUCAGGCGGUUUUUGGAGCGGCGAAUUACGUCAGCAAGCGCAACUUUAUCCGCGAAAUUCACCUGCGAAUUUGUGUUAUUUGGCCGUGAAAUACGGAUUUCUGACCGCGCGAGAAUGAAAAAGACGGAAGACGCCGAAUUUGACGACAAAAUGCACUGAAAUUUCCAAAUGUCGUAAAAUUAAGUGUAAUGUGACCGGAAAGCGUGAAAUUUGACGGAAAAUCGCAGAAAAAUACAGUGCUUGAAAGAAAUUGAGUGAUUUGCUCGAAAAAACGAGAAAAUUGUUUCAGCAGUGCCGGUAGUCUACUUUCUGAUCUACAUUCUCGUAAUUUCGAUGACGAUCUACGAGCCGGCGACGGAUGAGCUCAAAACAAAGGUUAAAUACAACCGUAAGCACAUUUUUGGGGAAAGGAACCGUUUUUAUUUUUGAAAAUCAUUUUCAGAUUACAAAAGAAAGCCGUUUGUUUCGGGCGAAGGUCGGCAUGUGAUCGUCAACUCGUUUUGCACGAUUUGUGAAGUUCGGACGUGAGUUUGACACAUUUUCCUAUUUAAAAAAAAACGACAAUUUUCAGACAAAAAGAGACAAAACACUGUAAACUGUGCAAUUUUUGCAUCGACGACUUUGAUCACCACUGUAUUUGGCUCAACAAUUGUAUCGGCGGACGGAAUUAUCGGUGAGCAUGAAAAAAGGCGCGGAAAAACAAAAAAGAGUUGCGCCGGCCGGGAAUCGAACCCGGGCCGCCCGCGUGGCAGGCGAGCAUUCUACCACUGAACCACCGGCGCGAUGGAAUAAGCUGCCGUCGAGGGUAAUGAUAAGACCGCAGCAUUUCUCGUUGCAGGCCGUUCGUCGUCCUCGUUUCUCUCGUCUGGGCAUUCGCAUUUUCGUCGUUCGGCCUCACUUCGUACCUCCUAAUUUCGUGGUUUGUGAGUGCCGACGCGCCCCGAGUCGUGGAUAUGAUGAGGCAGGGAGGUAGGGCCCAAAAACUGCUCAAAAAAAGGUGAAAAAGUGGCAAAUUCGCAGCAGAUUGGCAGCAAAUCGUCUGGAUGCUCUGCUCGUUCGUCUGCCUCUUCAUCUAUUUCAUAUUGACAGCCACGACGAGCCAUUUAUUGCAUUUCCACUUCAAAUUAUGUGAGUUGUUGCGAAAAAGCUUAAAAUUGGUAAAGUAGGUACCGUAAUCCUCACUCAUUCAAAUGUGUUUCAGUUCAAAUGGGCCUAACCACGUACCGAUACAUGGCUUCGCGACGACGAGUGGCAAAGGUGAGGCAGAUGACGUUUUGCUGUUGUGUUUGCACUGUUCAGAAAACAAAGGUGAAUUCGGGUUGUCCGUCUGUACACACCGUAUUUUACGACAAUUCAUCUUUUGAAGCUACCGUAUCAAAUUAGACACAAUUCUCCACACGCGUUCCGUUAUUUUGAGUGUUUGUAGGGUUCCGGAGCAUUUUUUCGUGAGAUUACUCAUCAUUUUUCACAAUUCCGGGGCCCCCAGUAGACUAGAAAAGUAGUGCAAACACCAUUAUCGCCUACCGUAACCUAAUUAGCAGGUCGGCGCCAUCUCGUACGUGUCGCCGACAAACACGCGGACGAACGAGACGCAUCCGGACGGCGCCGUGAAGAUCAUCAACGAAGACGGUCUGCGGAUGAACGAGCGGCCGACGGAGGACGACGGACCGCCGCCGAGCUCCCCGGUCUCGCAGACGGUCCGCGUCGAAAUCGAGCCGCCCACGCCGAACGGAUCGACGACCGCCAGCUACAGUAAUCCCGCAUACGUCGCCUAG